Molecule: messenger RNA, 972 nt
Organism: Oikopleura dioica
Lineage: Eukaryota; Metazoa; Chordata; Appendicularia; Copelata; Oikopleuridae
Source: the annotation of a GenBank genome assembly
AUGUCGUACUCGAUUGGGGAGAAAGUGUUCGUCAAAUACUCAGAAGGGGUCUGGUACGGCGCGAAAAUCCUUGACCCAUGGAAUGUGGUCGAUCGCGAAGAAAACACCUACCUUGUGCAUUACAUCGGCUGGAACAAGUCACACGAUGAAGUUGUCCAUGCAGAUCUUAUACGAAAAACCAAGCCGGAUAAAAAUGACAAUGAAACAAUCGACAGAAAGCCGCUGAAACGAGGGAGAAAGGGGCGGACGAAACGGGCGCGCCCGACGAAAGCCCAAAUGGCGGAAGAGAUCAAAAAAGUCAAGAAAGAAAUUGAAGAAGAGAAUAAUGCCGCCUUGGCUCCACCAGCAGAUAACACUGACCCUAUAAAUCUCUGCCCGAAAGACACCUUGACGAUUCCCCUCGAAAGAUUAGACCCUACCGCUUCUUACAAUGUCAGAAAUACUUACAUGCAUAAUCCGCGUAAGCCCGUCGCCGAGCUGCGUUUGAUGACGGAGCAAAUGCGCAAAGAGAUCAAAAUGGAAGAAGUCAAAGAGGAGCCCACGACUCCAACAGAAGAUCGACCCUCGACCAGUUUUUUCAAUGAUUCUUCGCUUAUCUUAUGUGACCCGUCCCAAUCCGCCCUAGUUCCAGUCGUUCCUCCAGCGACGCAGCAGGAGGUUUUGAGAAAAAUGAAGCAAGAAGACGGAGAGCCAGACAUCGACUUCAUCAAGUGCUGGGUAGAGCCCUGGCUAAACUUCAAACGCGAGGUUAAAAGCUUUGGAUUUCCUCAAAACGUCGCGCAAAGAGUCAUGGAAAACAACGUCGAAGAAUGUCAACGAGCUCUUCUACGCAUCACGGAGAAAAAUAGACGCAAUUUGCCCGAGAAUAUCAAAGGAAAACAAAAACUCAAACUUUUCAAAGAACAAUUCUCCGAAGAUGAGGAAGACCCGAUUGAUAUUGUUGAAUUCUUUGCUGAUGCUGACGCCUUUUAG